Molecule: messenger RNA, 525 nt
Organism: Hibiscus syriacus
Lineage: Eukaryota; Viridiplantae; Streptophyta; Magnoliopsida; Malvales; Malvaceae
Product: proline-rich protein 3-like
Exons: 2
Coding region: 1-525 (174 amino acids)
Source: RefSeq, a predicted model, not a curated record
AUGGUUUCCACUCAUUUCUUCAAUGCAGCCACUCUGCUGCUGGUUUCAUCUCUUGUCAUCGUAUCCGCCAUUGAUUACAGUCAAGGCUCACACCCAGACAUUAACAAACCAACGCCAAAGGCAAAAGAGAAGCCACUUCCCAUCGGAGUUGAAGGCCACAUUCUAUGUAAAUCAGGCACUUCAUCACCUGCACUACCAGUUCAAGGAGCUGUUGCAAGGAUAACAUGUUUAGCUGUUGAUGAGUCCGGUUACGAGACAGCACCCUUCUCCUUCUUGAGCGGUGAAACUGAUAAAAAUGGGUAUUUCUUUGCAACUUUGACUCGUUCUGAUAAGUUACAGCUUAGGCAGUGCAAAGCUUUCCUGAAAAAAUCUCCACUAAAGGAUUGUCAAGUUCCAACGGAUGUCAACCGAGGGAUUGGAGGUGCUGUCCUUGAUUCUUACCGUGUCCUGAACCACAAGAAAAUUAGGCUUUACUGGGUCGCUCCUUUCUACUACACAUCAGACUCAAAUGGCUAUAAACAAUAA